AUGGGUGGAGUCAGGGAAGACAUGAGCAGGCUACCCAAGGAGCCACAAGGUGACAACAGACCUCGGAGAGUAACCCAGGUCAGCAGUGAAAUUGCCGGUUCCCUGUCGCUGCUCCGGGUCCUGCACGGUGGGGAGUCCCGUGGUGCAGACCUGGGAGCGGAGGACACGGCGGGGUGUCGCGGGGACCCGAAACCUCCCCGGAGCCGCAGUCUCCGCGGGGCGGCCUGGGAAAGUCACCAGUCAGCAGCGCAGUGGCGGGAACCGCAGCCCGGCGGCCCUGGAACCUCCCAGCCCUAUUAUUGUGAAUUGUACUCAUUUUCAGAGAACUAUUGCAAAUGUGAUGCUGACCAUCAACAUCUGAAGACGGAAAAGGAGUCUUGUUGGUGUAAUGAGCUUGUCAAAGUGCUUCAUGACCUCUCUACAUGUGUACUUUAUAAAACAUGUGAAACUAUAGCAAACUCUAAUAACUACACAUGUAGUAACAACAGGGAUGCCUCUACUGACUCAUCAAACCUAGAGAGACAUGAAAACAUGCACACUGAAGAAGAACCUUGCAAAUCUGAAGACUGUGAGAAAUCUUUAAAUUUGUGUUCCAACAUUACUCAAGAUCAAAGAUUCUACACUGCAAAGAAGGAGCACAGGCAGGGAGAAUAUGAUGACUAUUUUGCCUCUGCAUACGGUCUUUUGCAACAAGCAAUUCGAGAGACACCACACCAAUGUGGGAAAUGCAGGAAAUGCUUCAGGACUGCCUCAAACCUCACUGAACAUGAGAGAAUUCAUACUGGAAUUAAACCCUACAAGUGCAAUGUUUUUGAAACAUCCUUUACCCAGCUUUCAAGUCUUAAUAUACAUCAAAGACUUCAUACUGGGGAGAAACCUUACAAAUGCAAAGAAUGUGGAGAGUCAUUUCAUCAGUUGUCAGCAUUUCAUAGCCAUCAGAAAUUACAUAAUGGAGAGAAACCUUACAAAUAUAAGAAAUGUGACAAAUCCCUUGCUCAGUCUUCUACUCUCAAGAAACAUCAGAAAAUGCAGAUUGUUGGGAGACAUUAUAUUUGUCAAGAAUGUGGCAAAGUCUCUCAUAGUUCUUCACACUUCAAAGAUCAUUCCAGAGUCCAUACUGGAGAGAAGCCUUUCAAAUGCAAUGAGUGUGACAGAGCCUUUCCCCACUAUUCAUCAUUGAGUAGGCAUAGGAAGACUCAUUAUCCAGAGCAAUUAGACAAAUGUAAAGAAUGUGGUAAGUCCUUUCUUGAAUUAUCACAUCUUAAAACUCAUUACAGAAUCCAUACUGGUGAAAAGCCUUUCAAAUGUAAGGUAUGUAACAAAUCCUUUACCCACCACUCAACCCUUAAAAAACACCAGAGUGUUCACACUGGGGAGAAGCCUUAUAAAUGUACGGAAUGUGACAAGUCUUAUACUAGAUACUCAUCUCUUAGAGCACAUCAGAAAAUUCAUACUGUAGAGAAACCUCACAAAUGCAAAGACUGUGACAUUUCCUUUAUCAAUCUUACAAGUCUUACAAAACAUCAGGGAGUUCAUUCUGGAGAGAGACCUUACAGAUGUGAGGAAUGUGACAAAUCCUUUACCAGUGUCACAGUUCUUAAAAGACAUCAGAUAGUUCAUACUGGGGAGAAACCUUACAAUUGUAUGGAAUGUGACAAGUCCUUUACGCAGGAGUCAAAUCUUAGAAGACACCUGAGGGUUCAUACUGGAGAGAAACCUUACAAUUGUGAGGAAUGUGACAAAUCCUUUACUAGGUGCUCCUACCUCAGAGCACAUCAGAAAAUUCAUAAUGGAGAGAAACCAUACAAAUGCGAAGACUGAUACAUCCUUUAUCCGGAAGACAUUAGAAAAUUCAUACUGGAGAGAAACAUACCAUUGUAAAUAAUGUGGCAUAUCAUUUUGCAGUAUUCUUUGCUUACAAAUCAACAGUAUAGAAAAUUGAAAC
Molecule: messenger RNA, 1945 nt
Organism: Peromyscus eremicus (cactus mouse)
Lineage: Eukaryota; Metazoa; Chordata; Mammalia; Rodentia; Cricetidae
Product: zinc finger protein 54-like
Exons: 3
Coding region: 1-1821 (606 amino acids)
Biological process (GO): regulation of transcription by RNA polymerase II
Cellular component (GO): nucleus
Molecular function (GO): DNA-binding transcription activator activity, RNA polymerase II-specific; RNA polymerase II cis-regulatory region sequence-specific DNA binding
Source: RefSeq, a predicted model, not a curated record